UCUGCAAACAAUUGCGUCAACAGCAACAGCAGCAGCAGCAGCAGUUGCCACAACAUCAUUCACGACGGCUGCCACAAUUGCAACAACGCCCGCCGCCAGCAACUAUACGAAAGUGAGCGAUUAUCCGUACGCUGAUCUCCACCAGCAUCAUCACUUCGCUAGCACAGCGCCCCUGACCAGCACCGAAAGCUUCAAGCUGCGAUCCGAGGAGCCGGUGCCGGGCUUUAGCUCGGCCUCACCGUGGCCCACCCUCGAGCUGGGCAUGGACUGGGGACGCAAGCUGUAUCCCACCGCCGGGCCACGAUCCGCCAGCGGUCUAAUGUUCGGCCUGCCGCCCACGGCGGCCGACAUGAAUCAGCCGCGUGGACCGAUGACGUCGCUCAAGGAGGAACCGCUAGGCGGACGCUGGGCCAUGCAGCCGGUUGUCGAUCAGACCAAUCUGGGCAUUGGCCGCGCCCACUUUGAGAAACAGCCGCCCAGCAAUUUGCGCAAGUCGAAUUUCUUUCACUUUGUGAUCGCGCUCUACGAUCGUGCCGGCCAGCCCAUUGAGAUCGAGCGCACCGCCUUCAUUGGCUUCAUCGAGAAGGAUUCGGAGUCGGAUGCCACCAAGACCAACAAUGGCAUACAAUAUCGCUUGCAGUUGCUGUACGCUAACGGCGCACGACAAGAGCAAGAUAUCUUUGUCAGACUCAUCGAUUCGGUAACCAAAGCGGCCAUCAUCUAUGAGGGCCAGGACAAGAAUCCCGAGAUGUGCCGCGUGCUGCUGACGCACGAAGUGAUGUGCAGCCGCUGCUGUGAUAAGAAGAGCUGUGGUAACCGCAACGAGACGCCAUCGGACCCCGUCAUUAUUGAUCGCUUUUUCCUCAAGUUCUUCUUGAAGUGCAAUCAAAAUUGCCUCAAAAAUGCUGGCAACCCGCGGGACAUGAGAAGAUUUCAGGUCGUCAUAUCCACCCAGGUGGCCGUUGAUGGACCUCUGCUAGCCAUCUCGGACAACAUGUUCGUGCACAACAAUUCGAAGCACGGACGCCGCGCCAAGCGACUGGACACAACGGAAGGUACAGGCAACACAUCCCUGUCCAUAUCCGGUCACCCCCUAGCGCCCGACAGUACCUACGAUGGUCUUUAUCCACCGUUGCCAGUGGCAACGCCGUGCAUUAAGGCGAUAUCGCCCAGCGAGGGAUGGACCACAGGUGGCGCCACCGUCAUCAUUGUGGGCGACAACUUCUUCGAUGGCCUCCAGGUGGUGUUUGGCACGAUGCUGGUGUGGAGCGAGCUGAUCACAUCGCAUGCGAUACGCGUCCAAACGCCACCGCGUCACAUACCCGGCGUCGUUGAGGUGACGCUCUCCUACAAGAGCAAACAGUUCUGCAAGGGAUCCCCCGGUCGCUUUGUCUAUGUCUCAGCACUCAAUGAACCCACUAUCGACUACGGCUUUCAACGUCUACAGAAGCUAAUACCCCGCCAUCCCGGCGAUCCCGAGAAACUGCAAAAGGAGAUCAUACUGAAGCGUGCCGCGGAUCUAGUAGAAGCUCUCUACUCCAUGCCAAGAUCGCCAGGCGGCUCCACCAGCUUCAAUUCCUAUGCCGGACAGCUGGCGGUGAGCGUGCAAGAUGGCAGCGGCCAAUGGACCGAGGAUGAUUACCAGCGUGCCCAAUCGAGCAGCGUUAGUCCACGUGGCGGCUACUGCAGCAGCGCCUCCACGCCCCACAGCUCCGGUGGCUCCUACGGUGCCACAGCGGCCACUGCGGCGGUGGCGGCCACUGCCAAUGGCUAUGCGCCGGCUCCCAACAUGGGCACAUUGUCCUCCUCGCCGGGCAGCGUCUUCAACUCCACCUCAAGGGUCAGCAGCUUGAGUUUCAAUCCCUUCGCCCUGCCCACCUGCAACACACAGGGCUAUAGCACCAGCCAGCUGGUGACAUCAACCAAAUAAUAUUAUUAUUAAAUGAGGCUAUUGGCCGCUGUUCUUGUUUUCGCCACGCCCUCCAUGCGCUCCGUGGACACACGCCCACACUCACGCCCCACAGAAGUCACCAAUGAACAUCAAAUGAACAAAAAGACGCUCGAAAGUGCAAUAAAGCCAUGGAAAUAUACAUCGAUUUCCAAAAUGAAAACGAAUUAUCAAUAUACGAGUACAUCAAAUAUAUUUAUUGUAAAAAAACAAAAACACAAGAAAAAUUACAAAUUACAAACAAGUUUGUUUAUUUUACAUUGUCCUUGUAAAUUAAUGAAACAAUCGAAAUUGAGCAAAAUGUUUAACCAUAUCAAAACACAUAUGAAUUAAACUGCAAACACUCAUAUCAAAUCGGGGACUACGAUCCACGACGACCCAGAAUAGAAUAAGAAUUACGAUAAUGCUGUGUCCAUUGAUCGAAAUCGAUUGAAGCUAUUAUCUGCAUUAAUUCCUGACACAUUUUGGCGAUUAGCUUGAUUAAUCGAUAUAUGUAAAUAUAUAUAGUCUUAUACAUAUACAUAUAUAUCUCGCAUAUUUAUUGGAUGUAAUAAUCGGAACUGUGAAUAGAACAAAUUAUACCAAUUUACAUACAUUACCUAUGAUGAUCUGAAAAAGUAAUACGAAAAUACAUAUUAUACAAAACUAAAACAUAUAAAAUUUAAUACAUUUUGGAUAUAUCUAAAUGCUUGUAUACGAAAAUUUACUACAAAAGAAAAACGAAAGAAAUAUAAUUAUUAUAUCACCCUACACUCACAAUUUUGUCAAAAGAUCAUUCAAUCAAAAAUACCAUAUCAUUUUUCCAAAAUUAUACGAAAAGAAACACACUUAAUGCCGAAGCGUUGUUCAAAUGUGAACAAUGUGAAAAGACCCAUAAUCAAAAUGAUAUAUACCUAAAGAUAAACGAAAAAAAAAAGAAAAACAAAAAAUAGUUGGGCUAUAUA
Drosophila nasuta is the source of this 2892-nucleotide messenger RNA. It is a transcript of the gene kn, whose product is annotated as EBF transcription factor knot. The record is from RefSeq and is a predicted model, not a curated record. NCBI's taxonomy places the organism in Eukaryota, Metazoa, Arthropoda, Insecta, Diptera, Drosophilidae. Gene Ontology annotation, biological process: regulation of DNA-templated transcription. Gene Ontology annotation, molecular function: DNA binding; DNA-binding transcription factor activity.